Molecule: messenger RNA, 2012 nt
Organism: Tripterygium wilfordii
Lineage: Eukaryota; Viridiplantae; Streptophyta; Magnoliopsida; Celastrales; Celastraceae
Product: F-box protein At3g56470-like
Exons: 4
Coding region: 1089-1700 (203 amino acids)
Source: RefSeq, a predicted model, not a curated record
GCAUCACCCCUUCGGACUUGCGAGUUCUGAUUGAUUCGGAAGUCUGUUGAAGUUGAGAGUUGUCUUAGGUGGGUCACAUAUAAAAAACCCAAAUUCCACCAUCAAACCUCUUUUAUUUUCAUCGUUGCGUCGUUCCUCUGCGCCUCUCUCUCUCCCUGCUACAAUCAUAAGCCUACAAUCAUAAGGGGAUGGGGUUGGUGUUGCAACUCCCUAUAAGGCAUAGGGCUGGAUUGAAAGAGAAUCAAGGAGGAUGGUCUGACGUUCAUGAGGAUAUAUUAUCCUUGAUUAAGGCGAGAUUAUGUUAUGUUGACCAAUUACGAUUCAACUCAGUUUGCAGGGGCUGGCGCUCUGUUUCUAAUGUACAUCCUGCAGAUAAAUGGCCGUUUAUACUUGGAUUGGGCCGUCAGUUGCAUCUGCGUUUGGUGAUUUGCAAGUGCAAUCAUAUAACCUCUACGAUCCAUCCAACAACAAAGAAUACUUCAUUGGUCACAAAUUCGCAAAGUUGCCAGAUGAAACGGCGUUUGGUCCUGUAAGAUUCAGAGUCUACGCUUCAAAACAUGGCUGGGUGUUUCUAGCAGCAACAUCAGAGAUAACUGGUAACCGCCACUUGUUUUUAUGUCAUGCUUUUAACAGGAAAACCAUAGAUUUACCUGUUAUAAAAACCACCACCGGUGCUCGUGAUCCUGGCAACGUUACCGUGUCGACUUAUCGUAAUGGUGAUGCCGAAUGGUGCAUGUAUAAGUUUGCAAAUCUUGAGAAUAAAAUGGUUAAGGAUGCCCUAUACUGGAAUGGACUUUUCUAUUGCCUUUGUAGUUCUGGUUUGCUAUGGGCAUUCGACAUUGUUUGUGGUGAUUGGCGGCAGAUUCCUAUUGAUGCAUCCCAUAUUAUUUCUCUAGGAACAAGUAAGAUGGUGGAGUCUGAUGGAGUCCGUUGAAGUUGAGAGUUGUUGAGAUUGGUUCAAAUCUUAGGUGGGUCACAUAUAAAAAACCCAAAUUCCACCAUCAAACCUCUUUUAUUUUCAUCGUUGUGUCGUUCCUCAGCGCCUCUCUCUCUCCCUGCUAUAAUCAUAAGGCUACAAUCAUAAGGGGAUGGGGUUGGUGUUGCAACUCCCUACAAGGCAUAGGGCUGGAUUGAAAGAGAAUCAAGGAGGAUGGUCUGACGUUCAUGAGGAUAUAUUAUCCUUGAUUAAGGCGAGAUUAUGUUAUGUUGACCAAUUACGAUUCAACUCAGUUUGCAGGGGCUGGCGCUCUGUUUCUAAUGUACAUCCUGCAGAUAAAUGGCCGUUUAUACUUGGAUUGGGCCGUCAGUUGCAUCUGCGUUUGGGUCGUGAUUUGCAAGUGCAAUCAUAUAACCUCUACGAUCCAUCCAACAACAAAGAAUACUUCAUUGGUCACAAAUUCGCAAAGUUGCCAGAUGAAACGGCGUUUGGUCCUGUAAGAUUCAGAGUCUACGCUUCAAAACAUGGCUGGGUGUUUCUAGCAGCAACAUCAGAGAUAACUGGUAACCGCCACUUGUUUUUAUGUCAUGCUUUUAACAGGAAAACCAUAGAUUUACCUGUUAUAAAAACCACCACCGGUGCUCGUGAUCCUGGCAAGGGUACAUUCUCUACUAUUCCAACUUGUUCAAAUUGUGUGUUUUAUGUGGUUGACACGAGUUAUGAUGCAGUUACCGUGUCGACUUAUCGUAAUGGCGUGGAUUAAGGUAGACACAUUGGGCAAUCGCGUCAUAUUUCUUGGAGAUGCUUCGGAGUCGGUUUCAACGAGCGGGGAAAUGAAAGCUUUAGCCGGCCACAUCUAUGUUCUUGAUGGUAAUCAUCGUCCUUACUUGUAUAAUUUCAACAACAAUGACAUGUUUGAGACACAUUUCCCAGUGCUUCCCGAAGAAUAUGUGCCUACUUGGGUUGAACCUUAUUGAUUAUUGUAAUUCUCAACUCUCUUUUUUUUAUUUUAUUUUAUUUUAUGGUGUUUUUUAAAUAAUCUAUAGUACAAUGUGCGAGUUGAAAAUCAAAAAAA